This is a messenger RNA of Homalodisca vitripennis (glassy-winged sharpshooter), 517 nucleotides long. Its product is annotated as cytochrome c oxidase subunit 6A, mitochondrial-like. NCBI's taxonomy places the organism in Eukaryota, Metazoa, Arthropoda, Insecta, Hemiptera, Cicadellidae. The coding region runs from base 72 to 410 and encodes 112 amino acids. The record is from RefSeq and is a predicted model, not a curated record. Gene Ontology annotation, cellular component: mitochondrial inner membrane. Gene Ontology annotation, molecular function: enzyme regulator activity. Gene Ontology annotation, biological process: mitochondrial electron transport, cytochrome c to oxygen. The transcript is spliced from 3 exons.
UGGAAUGAUUUUCUAUCAUCACUUAGUAUUUUUUUCUUCAUUUUAUCUGACUCGAUUGUCCUUUGCUGAAAAUGGCAGGAAUACUGAGUUAUGUUCUUCGAAGACAAUUUUCAACUUCUAGGAGACUUAUGGCUCAUGGAGGAACUCCAGAAGAAUUGGAGGCUGGUAUGAAACUGUGGAAGAAUCUUGCACUGUUUGUUGGAAUCCCUGCAGUUGCACUAUGCAUGAUCAACACCUACCUUACUACCAAAGAGGAGGACCACACACCUCCAGAGUUCCACGCUUACGAGCACAUGAGAGUCAGGACAAAGCGAUUCCCAUGGGGUGAUGGUAAUCACUCCUUGUUCCACAACCCACAUGCCAAUGCUAUACCCAGCGGUUAUGAAGUGGAUAUCCAUUCUCAUCACUAGGCCAUCUUAUUACCGUGCUAGUGCAGUCUACUGCUGUAUUGAAUCCUUUAAAAUUGUCUGUUGAUAAAUAAAUUAAUGAUUAAUAAAUUAUAAUCUUCUUUUGUUAA